Messenger RNA from Arabidopsis lyrata subsp. lyrata, 670 nucleotides. Its product is annotated as nuclear transcription factor Y subunit A-4. Lineage: Eukaryota; Viridiplantae; Streptophyta; Magnoliopsida; Brassicales; Brassicaceae. Gene Ontology annotation, biological process: regulation of transcription by RNA polymerase II. The record is from RefSeq and is a predicted model, not a curated record. Gene Ontology annotation, cellular component: CCAAT-binding factor complex. Gene Ontology annotation, molecular function: DNA-binding transcription factor activity, RNA polymerase II-specific; RNA polymerase II cis-regulatory region sequence-specific DNA binding. The annotation marks the transcript as partial. The transcript is spliced from 6 exons.
UUUUGUCUCUCUUCCUUAGUUAAGAACAAAAAAAGGAGAGACCUUUAACGAUUUUCUGAGGGUAAGAUCCAGAGAUUGAUUGAAUCAGCUUAAUAUUUUUUAUAAAUUCAGUUGAUUGUUACUCAGACUUGUAACUAGGACCGUCUUCUCAUGAAUCAUGACUUCUUCAGUACAUGAGCUCUCUGAUAACAAUGAAAGUCAUGGGAAGAAAGAACGUCCAGAUUCCCAAACAAGACCACAGAUUCCUUCAGGACGAAGUUCGGAAUCUAUUGAUACAACAAACUCUGUCUACUCAGAGCCCAUGGCACAUGGGCUAUACCCGUAUCCAGAUCCUUACUACAGAAGCAUCUUUUCACAGCAAGCAUAUCUUCCACAUCCCUAUCCUGGGGUCCAAUUGCAGUUAAUGGGAAUGCAACAGCCAGGAGUUCCAUUGCAAUGCGAUGCAGUCGAGGAACCUGUUUUUGUUAACGCAAAGCAAUACCACGGUAUACUCAGGCGCAGGCAAUCCCGGGCAAAACUUGAGGCACGAAACAGAGCCAUCAAGGCAAAGAAGCCAUACAUGCAUGAAUCUCGGCAUUUACAUGCGAUAAGACGGCCAAGAGGAUGUGGCGGACGGUUUCUCAAUGCCAAGAAGAAAAAUGGAGACCACAAGGAGGAAGAGGAGGAGACA